This is a messenger RNA of Paraglomus occultum, 1191 nucleotides long. NCBI's taxonomy places the organism in Eukaryota, Fungi, Glomeromycota, Glomeromycetes, Paraglomerales, Paraglomeraceae. The record is from the annotation of a GenBank genome assembly.
AUGUUUGACAAACCUCUUGGGCCUUUUCCUACUCCUGCGUCUUAUCAGCCAAUUGUCGAAAAGCUGAGAUACAUGAUUGAACGCAACAACUGGAAGACUAAGUUUGAGAAAGCGGUCGCUGAUGCUCACAAUACAGGUGUCGAAGAUAUGACCCAUAUAAAGACUUUGACAGACUUCUACAAUUUUCUUAAUUACUUGCAGUCGUGGGUGCCUAUGGAGGAUGAAACAGGAGCUUUCGUUUACAACAUGCUAGCAGCAAUGUACUUUGUCCUUGAUCAGGAUCCUGUCAAAGGACUUCAGUCACCCAUUGCGCCUGCCCCAUACCCACCGCCGCAAUUGACGGCGCUAUCCCAAUGGAUAGUCGACUAUUGCACGGCUAUGGGAACCUUUCUCUCUACACCUCAAUCACUUACCAGAGAAUCUUUGGAUACUUUUUACAGAGCGAAGAACUACAAUCUGGAUACCUACGAGACUCCUGAAGGCGGCUGGCUAGGGCAUUCUUUCAAUGAAUUCUUUGCGCGACGCAUCUUGCCAGGAACCCGACCUAUUGAUGGCCCUGAUAAUCCAGCAGUUAUUGUGAGCCCUGCAGACUCAAAGUUUGACGGCUCUUGGGAUAUCACUGAGGAUUCAACAGUCGCUUUCAAUAUUAAAGGCCUUACUUGGGGUAUUGACGAGUUACUUGCAAACAGUCGGUAUGCGAAUGAGUUCGCUGGCGGGAAAUUUAUGCACUCAUAUCUCUCACCCUCCGACUAUCAUCGUUUCCAUGCUCCUGUUAGCGGCAAAGUGCUUGAAGCCGCAAUCAUCCCCGGCCAGGCCUUUUACCAAGUUAUUGUUCGUACGAGAACUGAUGGCAAACAGAGUCUUGACCCUGUUCGACACAUAGAACUCGAGGGUCUGGACGAUCCGGGGUAUCAGUUCUGCCAGGCUCGUGGUCUUUUUGUAAUCGAUUCACCAAAAGUCGGGAAAGUUGCCUUUUUACCGGUUGGUAUGUGCCAAGUGUCUUCCGUGAAAAUCACUGUUUGCAACGGGGCAGAGGUAAAGAAGGGGGAUGAAGUAGGCUAUUUUCAGUUUGGCGGGUCGGAUGUUGUCCUCGUGUUCCAAGCACAGAGCCGAGUUGAAGUAACUGCCGAGACAGGUAAACAUUAUAACAUGGGCCAACAGAUUGCGAUUGCUCAUGCUGCUGAAUCAUAA